AUGCGUCCGGAUAAAAGUACUACCCCUGGUGAGACAUCGGAUGCAAACAAUUCAAUAGAAGAGGAAUGCUACGGUGGAAAUUCGCCGGAGCCGCAGAAAAACGCUUCAACGCUUGAGGCAAUCGCCUGCGAUGCGGGUUCAAUUGGAAAUGCCAGUACCACAUUGGAAAAUGCCCCGCUGCGUUGUCUUUCUCCUCUUGAUGGCACAUUUAGCUUUUCCAUAACCAUAAAAGACGGCAAAUGCAGUAUGUUGGGGGAAUUUAAGAAGACAUCCCCAACGGAUGAGGCAAGUACAGCAGAGCGUGCAGUUUCUAGCACCAGUGUUGGAGGUGCAGGCGAAAGUAUUGGCGGCAUGAGCAACUUGAUUUAUAAGGCUGAGGAGCUACCUUUGAAACCAUCAACCGUCACUCUUGAGUGGAUUUUCGACAAUAUCAAUUUAAUGAUGGGGCCGAUCAAAUUGACAAAACCUAGUAGUGAGGCAAAUGCUAUAGUUUUUGACGGUCCAAGCACUAGUACUGGACUUCGAGACUCAGCUGGAAUCAUGGAACCGCCAUUUGAUGCCUCAAUUAAAAAAGCGAACGAAGAAGUUGAAAUCAAACCUCCAUCACCUUGUAUGUUGAAUGCUCUGGUCUCAAACUUGUACAGGAACUUGCAGAAUCGCGUACCAGGAGCUAUGUGGUUUAAAUGUCAGCAGGAUCCGAACUUUUGCGAGCGCAACCAUCUAAACAGUGAGAUGCCAAAACUUCCAUCUGCCAUAUUGCAGCAUGCUCUGGAAAUUCAGUUGGAGGGACAGCAAUACGAAACGUAUUUAGCUAUGGUGGAGAUGUUUAUUAUGCACAAUAAUUUUCCUCAUGUAGAGGUCUUCGAUGCAAUGGUUCAGCUAACGAUGGUACUCAUUGCAAAGGAUCUAGACCCGGAUGAGGUGCAAAGUAUAUACCAUAAUCGUACCAAUGUUUUCUAUUUGCUGCUGAAUAAUUUCCCCCCUUGCUGGACAGCACUAAGGUCGCAUUAUCUCUCCUUCCUGGGGAUUGAGCCUUCUAACCCGAAAUUGGAGUUAUUCUUGAGUCUCCUGGAGAUGGCAAUGGACAACUGUACGGAUGAAGAAUUGACUCAACUUACAGUACCAUAUGAAAAAUAUGAGUUUAAUUUCUCGGACGAUGAUGAUCUUCACGUGUCAAAGGAUGACCUUUUGAGUCGUCAUGUCAACGAUUUCACGUGGUCCAACGAACUAAGUCUUAAAGAUUUUGGAAUCAUGUCCCCUUCGGUGCAACUGGCGCGCAUUUUUGAUAUACUCGAUAUUAUAUAUGCGGUGCUUGAGCGAAACUUCCUAAUGUGGCUGGAGCACCAUAAGAAGUCAUUGCAGGUGGGAGCGGACAUCUUUAAAAAGGAUACAUCACCAUUCGCGGUACUUGUGUUUGGUCUGACACCUGUGAAGCGUUUGACGAAGGUUGUCCGCAAGCUAAUGAUGUUGUACAGCCGAGCAGUGAACAGAUCUCUACACGAGUCGCGUUUAGCUAUUCUCCAGAGCUUUAUCUCCCUACUAAUGGAAUUGAGUAACACGGCCGAAUUGGAAUACGUAAGCAUUGGCGUUCGUUAUCCCUGCCUGGGCCCUCGAACCCGCCAGCUUAUUGCCAAGUUCUUUUACAUAUUUUGCAAUGAAAAUACUACAAAAAUGAGCACCUUUAAGAAGACCAUUCCUCAGCUGGGACAGCCAUACUUGCGAUAUGAGUUUGCUGAUCAUUUUCUGAGGCUCUUUUAUUUUCCCGACAGCAUGACAUUCUGUCCGGAGAAAAUAUGCAAUGAGUUCAGGUUAAAGAUGUGGAAGAAUUACAUGCCACGCAGCGAAGUCGGUGAGAAGAGCGAGACUCUCCUGGCACGGGAAGACUACAUGCAGAUAAUGCUCAAUGCGCUUCGCGAUUAUUGCAAAUGGAUGAAUCUAGAAGGGUUUUGGGAAAAUCUCAAACAUAACCAGGAAGUGGAAGUCAAAAGUGGAAGUCUGCCAGCACAGCUAGAAGGGAAUUAUAUACCAGUUGAUGUUCGCGAGAUGAUUAAGAACUAUGUUACCGCAAUGCGUCAUAUGCGCAAUUUGCGGGUACUGGUUGUUGAAACAAAGACUUUAGCAGAUAAUGUAGAUGUGAGGGAUUGGAUCACAUAUUUGAAAUUUCUGGAUUAG
Messenger RNA from Scaptodrosophila lebanonensis, 2172 nucleotides. RefSeq lists its product as uncharacterized. Bases 1 to 2172 code for a protein of 723 amino acids. The record is from RefSeq and is a predicted model, not a curated record. NCBI's taxonomy places the organism in Eukaryota, Metazoa, Arthropoda, Insecta, Diptera, Drosophilidae. The transcript has 3 exons.